AUGGAAACCCUUGAAUACCCCAGCUGGAUUCUAAAUGAUGCAGAGCGCUUAUAUAAACUCAAGUGCGCUGUAUGCGCAUUCGUUGCAGAACCUGUUACGCGUCAUGACCUUCACGUCAUAGCUCUUGUAGUGAGCGUGAGCCCACUGUCUGAGGUACUUGCCUCAGUACAGAGGUCACAGAAUUCAGGUUCAUGUUCUGAGGUCACCAGGAAGGGAAAGGUGUCUUCACACUUGCGAUUAAAGCAUCGCCGUGAGUUGAAACGGGUCGCGGCACAACAAUGCUGCACAGGGGCUGAGUCUUGUCUUUACCAAGCACUUCGAGACGCGCAAUUACUCGCUUUUUGGUUGAACGAAACGUUUUUCUUCAACACGCACACGCAAAGCGAUCCCCACGCGAGUUGGUGUGGGUGCUCCAAAGGGAUAUCUAUGGGGAUAGAAGUGGUGGUAAUGGCGUCACUUGUACCGCGAACCAUUCCUGACUUAGCUCUCUUCAUGGCUUGGCAACAGGGGCUAGAGGCACAACGGCACUCCCCGUUGCGGUAUGCUGCACUGCUGCGCAUUUCUUUUGGAAAUUCCCUUUUUUUUCAGAAUUGGAUGAGUUAUUAUAGCAGAAUCCGGGAACAAAGUACAGCAGCCAAAUCACAAGCUGCUGUGGGUUCGCUGGAGCUCUCUUCCAUGGUGCAGCCUCACCAAGCCCUGCUGAUCGACAUCGAGUGGUAUCUUGAAGCUGCAAUAGGUUCACAGCUUUGCGAAAACACACGAAGAAGUUACACGAUACUCGAAAAACAAACUUCUCACAGGAUUAAGAGCGAAUCUCAAAAAGUGACAGCCGACAAAGCACUUCAUGCUUUUUUUAAUGAAAUUCACACACUCAUCAAGCUUCCACAGGAGGGGAAAGUUGCAAUGUGGUUACCCUAUUCUUAUUUACUAUCGGAGUGUUUUACUGGAUCAUACUGCCAAUGUGCACGAAAUACACUUAACAAUGCACCAUAUCAGAACGAGGAGCUUAAAACUCAGUAUGAUCAACUCUACAGAGAGUGUGUCCAGUGCACAAAAUUCAAGAAACUCUCCAGAGAGAUACGUUCUCUAUAUUCUCGUCUGCAUGAGUGUUUUGGUCAAACUAAAUCAUUUAAGCUAAUAACCAGUAACGGUGAAACAAUAAAUGAGUUGCUGGACAAGGCUAACCUUGUAGAAAUACCUGUUUCGCAGGCUGAUACAAGAAAAAAAGCCGUCACAACUGCUAAACUCCAUGGGACUGCAUCUUUCUCCCCUUGUAACGGGAUCAGGGACACUGUAUUAACUGCCGGCACUACUAAGGCAAUAUCUCCCUCCCCCUUACUUUGCACGCGUAGUUUGCGUGAUGCGUACGCCUUGCUUGGGCUUUUCGUGGGGCUCGAUGCUGUGGGCUUCUACGCGGGAGGUGUCGCGUUUUGUCGAGGCAUUGAAAGACGGCUUUGCACAGCGAGGGUGGGCGGGCUCGCGUCUGGGUUGGGGAAGGUUGUUUUAGGAGCACGUGUGGGGAAGGCGAAUGCAAGCGGACUGGUAAGUGCAAUUGAUAAUGUCCGUGGCAGAAAAGGUGCGGAGAGGCAGGACUUCAUUUGUGGUAACGUUGAUCUGGCUAAAAAGGAAAAUACGACUGACAGCGAUGAUCUACGAUCACCCUUUGUUCAGGACAUGCACCUCUGUGUAGGGAGAGCACGUGAUGCGAGCUUGCAAAUGUCACAGCAUACACCAUUUGGAGGGAAGCGGCCACGUCACGGAAAUACAAGCGUGGAAGGUCACGAAGUCAGAGUGAGGGUGUUGUGA
This is a messenger RNA of Phytomonas sp. EM1, 1806 nucleotides long. Lineage: Eukaryota; Euglenozoa; Kinetoplastea; Trypanosomatida; Trypanosomatidae. The record is from the annotation of a GenBank genome assembly.